This is a messenger RNA of Cannabis sativa, 726 nucleotides long. RefSeq names its product protein BOLA1, chloroplastic. The transcript has 2 exons. NCBI's taxonomy places the organism in Eukaryota, Viridiplantae, Streptophyta, Magnoliopsida, Rosales, Cannabaceae. Bases 194 to 520 code for a protein of 108 amino acids. The record is from RefSeq and is a predicted model, not a curated record.
GAGAGCGUCAGACUGAAGAUCUGAAGGUCACGUGUUCGAUCCACGUUCACCGCAAUCUCUUUUAAUUGUUUUUCUUUUUAAUUUUUUUUUUUUUUUAAAAAUCAAAUAUCCAGUCGAGAAUUGUGAUUGUUUAUCUCGAUUGUGAGUUAUCAUCAAUUCAUCAUCAAGAGAAGCAAGCUUUGGAAAUACAAAAAUGGCGUCGAUUGGGGGCAAGGGAUUAAUAACGAGAGCCAGUAGGAUGAGGUCAAAGCUCCAAUCUGCCUUGGAAGCAAGCCUUCUUGAGAUUGAAGACGUUUCCUACCAACACGCUGGUCAUGCCGCCGUCAAAGCCAACCCUAACGCCGCCGCCGGCGAGACUCAUUUCAAUCUCAAGAUUGUCUCCCCCAAAUUCGAAGGUCAGAGCCUUGUCAAACGACAUCGUUUGGUCUACGAUGCUCUUGCAGACGAGCUUAACUCUGGUCUUCACGCUCUCUCUAUCGUUGCCAAGACACCAGUGGAGAUCGAACGCGCCUCCAAAUAGCCAUAGCAAAGAAUCUCACGGUUUUGAUCGAGACUCUUUCAAUGCAAUGCAAUGAGAAUAUGAGAUGACUACUUUCAAAGACUUUGUUUGAACUGAACAUGGUUAAACGUAUUUGAUGAAAUUAUAUAUCUAUAUUUUUGGUCAGCAAAUUUAUCUGUAGAUUCUGUUUAUAAGAACUAAUAUAUGCAUGGUUUCAGUUUUUAUGA